CACUUUCUCCGCCGUCGUCCAUGAUGUCUUCGCAACGUCACGCGGCCUACGGUUGAUGUGUGUGCGUGCGUCGUGUGCGAAAAGUGGUGUGACAAAUAAGUUGUCGAAGAAGCUCGCAUGCCCGCUUAAGUUCAAGGCACUGCCAACGUCGCGAUCAUGACUUUCAUCACGUCGUGGGAGGAAUUCUCGAAGGCCGCCGAGAGGCUUUACCUCGCCGAUCCCAUGAAGGUUAGGUUCAUUCUGAAGUACAGGCACUGUGACGGCAAGCUCCAAGUCAAAGUGACAGACAAUCAAGUGUGCCUUCAAUAUCUGACGGAACACUCGCAAGACGUCAAGAGGAUAGAGAAGUUAACCAACCUGCUGAUGAGGCACAUGGCGUCGAAGGAGCGAUGACUGCGCAGCCUUCCUUUGUGCCUUUUCUGUGCUCUGUACAUUGCUCCAUGCCUACGGACUGUUGUUUCGGGGAGACUCUUGUUAACGUCUUUGCCGAGGUGGCCGUACACUUCUUUUACAGGGUGAUGGCAGUUCUUCGCUCGACUGUGCAAUGAAUGCCGCGCCCGGUUGCAGCGCGAGUGGUUCGUCGUGCUCGCUUGGAGUCUUGGGCGAGUGAGUGAUGUGCGAAACAGCUUUAAAAAAGCGCUGCCCGGCCGCGCCGUCUCUCAAAAGAACUGUUCCGCGAGUACAGCGAUGCGUAGCCGCAUUCCGGUGAAGGUCCCUCGCGGGCUGUACGCCUUUGCUCGAAUCGAGCAAUUUUGGGUUUGCGUGAAAGGUCGUCGACGUGUUUGGGCAGAGGUAAUGGAACCAAGUGGCCAGAGAGACAUACAGCAACAGUUAGAAAAUGAAUUAGGUGCCAGCAAGGCAUACAUGACAUUGCGUGCACUAGAUUGUGUGCCGCAAGUAUGUUUUGUGGAGAUAUUGGCCUAAAACACAUUGUGCCUAAGUAAAGGACAUUGAGAAUAGUUCUGGAAUAGUUCUAAACAGAAUUGUGCGUACAUGGUGUGGCAGCCAAGUCAGAUGCAGUGCCCUAUACGAAUAGCUUGCUUACAAGAAUUUAAGGUAGAGGGUCUAGAAAGGCCUUAGCUGCUCGGUUCAAGGUGACAAGAUUACACAGGCUGCUGUGUCAGUAGAGUGAAAGUUUUCACUGGCCAGAAUACUAGACAUGCAUUUGCAUAAGUCAAACUUGGCUGCUUGUUUUAAAAGAAACUCCAGUGUUUAUUCCACAUUUCCAAGGAUCAAAAAAGCCUUCUAAAAAAUUGUUUACUUAUACUCUGCCCAGCUGUAUUUUCAUUUAUUGCACAAAUACCUGCUGCCCAAAUUGGUUGCAUGUUUCGUCUCACUGACAUUAAACUCUUCAACGAAUAAAAUGGUGUACAUUCUUGCACUA
Messenger RNA from Rhipicephalus microplus (southern cattle tick), 1384 nucleotides. RefSeq names its product signal recognition particle 9 (gene Srp9). Gene Ontology annotation, biological process: SRP-dependent cotranslational protein targeting to membrane; negative regulation of translational elongation. Gene Ontology annotation, molecular function: 7S RNA binding. Gene Ontology annotation, cellular component: signal recognition particle, endoplasmic reticulum targeting. The record is from RefSeq and is a predicted model, not a curated record. Lineage: Eukaryota; Metazoa; Arthropoda; Arachnida; Ixodida; Ixodidae.